Messenger RNA from Andrographis paniculata, 2134 nucleotides. RefSeq lists its product as uncharacterized. NCBI's taxonomy places the organism in Eukaryota, Viridiplantae, Streptophyta, Magnoliopsida, Lamiales, Acanthaceae. Bases 92 to 1819 code for a protein of 575 amino acids. The record is from RefSeq and is a predicted model, not a curated record. The transcript is spliced from 2 exons.
UCUAACGGUCAUUUCUGUACAAUAAUUAUUUAUUCAGUCUUUGAAUUCGCGUCGCCGGAAAAUCCUUCCGACGCCGUUAAUAGGAUCGGGGAUGAUGGAGAAAGGGGGGAGGAGAAGGGGGAAGCGGAAGGAGGAUGAGGUGGUCGUUGAAGAUAAAGGCGAUUUGAAGAAGACGAAGAGAAGUCCGUUGCAGGAUCUAAACGGAAAAUCGAUAAGUAAAAUCCACCGGAAAAAUAGCUCGAAUCCAUCUUCUUCCACUUCGAUUUCUUCGGUCGGAGCUUCCAGAGGUAGUUCGAGGCUUUUCCCCUCUUCAAUUUCGUGUUCUUCUUCUUCCUCUGCGAGAACCCUAAUCGAUAAGAAGCCUAGGGAUUCUUCAAAAUUGGGGAGGAAUUCGUCCAAAAUUUCAACCAGAUCUGAGGAAAACGAACAGUUGUUGCAGAAAUCAAAGGCACAAUGUUGGAGAAAUCCUACGAAAUCAAUAGGUAACAAUAGAUCGAAGCCUCCGUCGAGAGUCAUAAAUCCCUGGCACAAUUUGAAGAAAGCGCCUCGAGAGCUUCAGGUGAAUACGAGCAAUUCCACCGCGGCAACGGCGGAGGAUUCUACUCCGGCGGGUAAAGUGAAUUCCGAUGGUCACAAUCAUGUCAGAGAAACUGUAAAUCCUGAAAAGGCUGCUUCUAUUGGUACCAACAGUGGCAGUGAUGCGAAGACACCUCCAGUCGAGGCUUCUGUGUCGCCGGAGAUCCAGCGCCACACUAAUUCAAAGAUGUUGAUCAUGAAUUCUGCCAUGGCGGCGACGCCCACCCCUGUUUGCUACGGUGCAGGUCAUCUUAUUUCAGGAGUUACCGACAACAGAAAGUGCAGGCGGAGAGGGAGCCUAAGGGGAGGUUCUGAAAGAGCCAAUCUCUUCGCUGCCGAAACUGAUCCUUCUUUGGAUUCUGCGAUUCUCUUGCCCGCCGAGGCUUCGGUUCGGUGGCUGUUGUCACCCUGCCACGAGGGGCGUGAGGAUCAUACAAACGAAAGGUUAGGACAAUGUAAGACGAUUAAUAAUGAUGAUGAUCUGAACACACCUGAUUUAUUGUCUUCGCCAUCGUUGUUAUGUGGAAAUAUAUCUGAUUUGUUGUCCGGCGAUAGUUGUUGUAUCGAUGAAAAAAUUAGGGAUAAGUACAUUGUAGACUCUGUUAAGGAGGAGACGAUUGAGUUGAAGGGAUUGUCUGGGGACGAUUCUUUGUUAGCUUCGACUCCUGGUGAUCUUAUCGGGGGUAUUUCGGUUGAUUUAUUGGGCAGUGGUAAUAUGAUUCAGACACCGACGUCAGAAUCAAGUUUGGAUAGUUGCUUAGAGAGGUCGAGGUUUAAGCCACACUGCAGCAAAAAUACUAUUAGUCCCGAGCUCGAUUCAAUAGCCGAAGCUCUAAGAAGGGUUGAUCUGUCAUGUGGAGUUCCUGAUUGGGAAUCCGAUCCUGCAUUUGAUGCUACUGGACUGUCUCAGAUGAAGAUAUCUUGGAGAGAUGGAUUAGUUAUCCGGGACGAAGAAAAUGAUGAAUUUGACUGCUGCUGCCUAUCAGAUGAAGAAAUCGAUACUGAUAAUAAAUCUCCCAAGGAAGCAAAAUUACUAGGAAAUGACUCGGGAAAAUCCAUUGAUACAUUUCCCAUCAUUAGCGAGUAUGAACCGUGCAUAUCUGCACGAGACAGGGGAAAGUUCCCGGCCUCUGCACCGGACACUUGCGCUGAGUCCAUAUGCACAAAUGGCGGCAGCCUUGUCGCUUCAGGCGACUCGGACUGGACGUGCUCCCUUGAUCACAACUUUUUUCGGGUGAAAUAAUUGCCGUUGCAAGGACAGGACAUAAGUAACUUAGGCGAUCCAUGGCAGAUUCAACGGCGCGCUUGUUAGUUUAUUCUACAUCUUGCAGGUAUGCGCUAGAUCGAUGAGCCAUGAUGUAAUGAAAUUUACAGCGAAAGAGGUCUUAGCAAGGAUAGAAACACACACACACACACAUACUUAUUAUAGAAACAGAGUGUGGUUUCAAGAUUCAUCUACUUUGUUGGCAUUACAGAACACCAUUUGUUCGAUUCAGAAUCUGCUAUGCAGAAUAACAACAACACUUUAUUAAUUGUGUACUUCAAUUGCAUACCAUAA